AUGGAUGAGAGGCAGCUCUUUUUGGCGAUCCAAAAUCCGAGGCUUACCGAGCAUUUGGCAUCCAGCCUUUUCCGUCGCAUUGACAGGACAGGCUGUGGGCGGCUCAGCUGCCACGAGCUUCUCAAAUUUCUACCAGUCCUCUACCAGGAGCUUGGACUGUCUUUGGUCAAUGACACGGCAACGCAUCAAAAACUGGUGCGCAACCGCAUGCGAAAGUUCGAUCGCUCUGGGGAUGGCUGCCUCAACCAAGCAGAGUUCUUGGAGCUGUACAGGUGGACGCUACACCGGAGGUACGAAGAUCUAAAGCCGCCGAAGUUUGGGCGCAGCAGUAUGCUUCGAGGAGCCAAGAAUGGGGUGCCGGCCCAGUUCUACGACUUCGGCGGCAUGCUAGGUUCUGGCAGCUUCGGUAUUGUUCACAGUGUCACUCAAAAGGCCACGGGCAUCAGACGGGUGAUGAAGACCGUGAACAAGAUGAAGCUUGAAGAAAGUAACACACCUCUUUCCUGCCUGGAUCGAGAGAUCCAACUCCUGGCUAUGCUGGACCAUCCCCGGAUUGUUCGUCUCUACGAGUGGUAUGCAGACACCGAGAACGUGUACAUAAUCACUGACGUCUGUGAUGGUGGGGAGCUCUUUGACUUGGUCAAGGCCAGCCAGGAGCAGAACCAGCUGAUUCCUGAGGAGUGGAUCCGCCGGAUCUUCACGCAGGCAACGGAAGCCAUUAGCUACUGCCAUGGGAAGGGCGUCAUGCACAAGGAUCUGAAGUUCGAGAAUCUCCUGCUGCAGCCUCUUGGCUCUCUUGGGCUGAGAAGUGGCAUGUGA
Molecule: messenger RNA, 819 nt
Organism: Symbiodinium pilosum
Lineage: Eukaryota; Dinophyceae; Suessiales; Symbiodiniaceae
Source: the annotation of a GenBank genome assembly